Molecule: messenger RNA, 1371 nt
Organism: Scomber japonicus (chub mackerel)
Lineage: Eukaryota; Metazoa; Chordata; Actinopteri; Scombriformes; Scombridae
Product: netrin-G1-like
Exons: 6
Coding region: 1-1371 (456 amino acids)
Molecular function (GO): cell-cell adhesion mediator activity
Source: RefSeq, a predicted model, not a curated record
AUGCUUUGGGCCAUAUUGUUCACUCUGCAAGCUGUUUGCAACGGCGUCGCACAUGCCGUGCAACAUUACCCGGCUUGGGGACACUAUGACGUGUGCAAGUCCCAGAUCUAUACAGAGGAGGGUGUGGCAUGGGACUACAUGGCCUGUCAGCCAGAAGCCACUGACAUGACAAAGUACCUGCGAGUGGCCCUUGACCCCCCGAAUAUCACGUGUGGAGAUCCACCAGAAACGUACUGCGCUUUGGAGAAUCCUUAUAUGUGCAACAAUGAAUGUGAUGCCACCACUGAGGAGCUGGCCCAUCCUCCUGAGCUGAUGUUUGACUUCGAGGGUCGCAACCCCACAACAUUUUGGCAGUCCACCUCAUGGAAGAAAUACCCAAAGCCCCUACAGGUCAACAUCACGCUGUCAUGGAACAAGACAAUUGAGCUGACUGAUGACAUAGUACUGACCUUUGAGUCAGGCCGACCAGAGCAGAUGGUCCUGGAAAAGUCGCUUGACUAUGGCCGAACCUGGACCCCUUACCAGUUCUAUGCCACCGACUGCCUGGACGCCUUCACCAUGGAACCCAAGACAGUCAGCGAACUUACCCAGCGCACCUUGCUGGAUAUCAUCUGCACUGAGGACUACUCCCGAGGCUACGUGUGGAAGAAUGACAAGACGGUACGUUUCGAGAUAAAGGACCGCUUUGCCCUGUUUGCUGGUCCUCGACUACACAACAUGGCCUCGCUGUAUGGUCAGCUGGAUACCACCAAGAACCUGAGGGACUUCUUCACUAUCACUGACCUGAGGAUUAAGCUGCUGAAGCCAGCCACUGGAGCCACCAUGGUGGAUGAGAACAACCUGUCCAGAUACUUCUACGCUAUCUCCGACAUCAAAGUGCAGGGAAGGUGCAAGUGCAACCUGCAUGCCAACAGCUGUGUGUUUGACAAGGGGAAGCUGGGAUGUGAGUGUGAACAUAACACCACAGGACCAGACUGCAGCCGCUGUAAGAGGCACUACCACGGAAGAGCCUGGAGUGUGGGCUCCUACCUCCCUAUUCCCAAAGGAACUGCAAAUAUAUGUAUUCCCAGUAAUCAUGGACCAGUGCAUCGAGCAAAUGCUUCAUCUCUUGGUGUUGCAAAUCGUAACCAAGCUCGAGUGUGUGACAACGCGAUGCUGCGCUGUCAGAACGGUGGCACGUGCCACCACCAUCAGAGGUGCCAUUGUUCCCCCGGCUUCACGGGCGUCCUGUGCGAGAGAGCUCGUUGCCAGGGCCCUGGGGAGUGUGAUGACCAAUUGUCUGGACGAGCCUCCUUCCAUCAUCCUCCCAUCAGUCGCCAGCUCUCUCUUUCCCUCAUAGUGCUCCUGCUAUUGAUUGUUUCCCUUUGCUGA